This is a messenger RNA of Drosophila guanche, 1307 nucleotides long. RefSeq names its product serine protease snake. NCBI's taxonomy places the organism in Eukaryota, Metazoa, Arthropoda, Insecta, Diptera, Drosophilidae. Bases 30 to 1250 code for a protein of 406 amino acids. The record is from RefSeq and is a predicted model, not a curated record. The transcript has 6 exons. Gene Ontology annotation, biological process: proteolysis. Gene Ontology annotation, molecular function: serine-type endopeptidase activity.
CGGCUGAGUGCGUGGACCAGCCAGCAGCCAUGAAAUCGAAAUAUCAACUCACGUUUCUCACAUUCGUUUCCACUUUGAUGGUAGCUAUUGUGUCGGCACAUGGCUGGCACUCUGGACAUGGCCAUACAGCCUGGAGCGGAGUGCCCACAUCCUACGUUUCCUUCGAUAUGUACGGCAACUGCUAUGCCCACGAUCGUCCAUUGGUGGGACGUUGUGUGCCACACAGAGACUGCAUCAGUGCGCUGCGAGCUGGUCCUCAAGUGACACCACUUUUCUGUCCUUCAGCCAGCCACGAACAGCUGGUGUGCUGUCCACACGGCGGCUACGUGCUGGGGGAAACGAGCCAAUCCAAGAGUGAACAAGCUUGCUCGAAGGCCUAUCCAAGGGGCAGACACAAGCGUAGACGCCGUCGCGAUACUUCGGCUGAACCUGAGGCACAUCCUGAGCCACAGCUGGAGCCCAUCAUCAAACGCCUGAAUCACAGCGAGAAUCAAGUAGUGGGCGGCAGACUCACGCAGCAACACGAGCAUCCUUACAUGUGCGCCCUCGGCUGGCGUUCGUCUCGACGCGGCAUUGGCAAUCAUUACACCUGGGGUCUAUCCCGAUAUGUGUACCACUGUGGCUGUGUUUUAAUUUCACGCAGAUUUGCCCUAACCGCUGGACACUGUGCGAAUGUUGGCGGGGAAUCCCCGGCAGUGGCGUUGAUUGGUGGCGUUGACUUGAACGACACUCGCGUCCAACGCAUUGAUAUCGAGCACAUUACGCGGCAUCCCCACUACGAUGAGGAGACGCUAACCGACGAUCUGGCUGUGAUCCAGCUGGCGCGGAGUGUACACCACCCAGUGGCCUGUCUGUGGACAGAGGAAUCCAUACCAGAGCGUCCACUGACAGCGCUGGGCUACGGGCAGACGAAGUUUGCUGGACCCCACUCCAAUCAGCUGCUGCAGGUGCUCCUCUAUCCCCUAGACAAUCCACGCUGCCAGCGUUAUGUCCAGCACUCUGACAAGUUGAGCAAUGGCCUGGGUCCAGGACAGCUCUGCGCCGGUGACUACUCCGGCCGCAUGGACACCUGCCAGGGCGAUUCGGGCGGUCCGCUGCUGCUGCUCCAACAACUCCAACACCGUCACCAGCGUGUGCCCUACGUGGUGGGUCUCACGUCCUUUGGCGGCGCCUGUGCCAGCGGCGAGCCAGGCAUUUAUGUGCGCCUGGUGCACUAUCUGAGAUGGAUAGAGGAAAUUGUUUGGAAAUGAGUGCAUUUUGUCUUUAUAAUGAUUUGAUUAAUUGGUUUUCAGUGGUUAUUAUUUGCA